This is a messenger RNA of Hipposideros armiger (great roundleaf bat), 3153 nucleotides long. It is a transcript of the gene REM2, whose product is annotated as RRAD and GEM like GTPase 2. Gene Ontology annotation, molecular function: GTPase activity; GTP binding; calcium channel regulator activity. The coding region runs from base 1374 to 2396 and encodes 340 amino acids. The transcript is spliced from 5 exons. NCBI's taxonomy places the organism in Eukaryota, Metazoa, Chordata, Mammalia, Chiroptera, Hipposideridae. Gene Ontology annotation, cellular component: plasma membrane. The record is from RefSeq and is a predicted model, not a curated record.
GAGCUCUGCAGCUGUCCAGGAGUCCUUUCUGCUCCCUCUGGGCACCACAGUGUUGCCCUGUAGUUGACCUCCAGAUAAGGGAACUGUCACUGCACGUUAGCCCCAAGAUUACCAUUUGCCACCUCAAUUGGAAAAGUCCACUGAAGAUUGCAAUUAUGGACUGUUCCCAAUAAUAGGAGACAAUUGGAAUAUUAAGGAAGGCAGCACACGGCUAGAAAUGAAAAAUCUCUGGCAUUGGAAAGAACUGGGUGGGAAUCCUGGUGUCCCCACUUUCCAACUGCAUGACUGAUUUGGGGACAGGCCACCCACCUACUACUAUGACCCUUAGAGUCAUGAGGAGGAAAGAUAAUGUCGGAAGGCAGUUAGCCUAGCACCUGGCAAAAGUAGGGGCAGGAAGGGGCAGGAAAUUGGAAUGUGGGUGCUUCUGGGUGUCAGGAAGGAUAGAUGGAAGCCUGAAAGGAAAGGGGACUGGGCAGAAAGACAGUAAAGGAAAUAUGCCAUCCUGGCUUUGCACAAAGAAGUGGACAUUGUGUGUCUGCCUUGUGUAGCCCAGAAGGCCUGGUGGUGCCCCACUGAGUGCCACAGUUGGUAGGGUAGGCUGGCACUCCCCACUCCCACUUGGGGUUGGCAGCUUCUAGAAGGCUAGUCUCGCCCUUUUUUCCUGCUCUGAUUAACACUAGGAUGGUGGGCCUGGUAGGGAGGGGGAGACAGAAGUCCCCACAGUUCACACCCACCUGAACCUAGUAACAAAAUGAAGCUGCCCAAACAAAGCAACCAUCUGUCUAGGGGCCAGGCUAGGAAAUGAGUGCUUUUGUGGGUCUUAGCCCAGAAAGGAGGGGUGAUUGUGAGGAAGGAGAGAGUGACAGGGAAGCUUGGCAGCAGGGAGGCUGUCCCCCUGUCCCUGCAUUUCUUUUGGUUUCUGCCUCUAGCCCCUCCAUUUAGCCAGAGAACCUACUCUGGGCUGGACACCAGGCUAGGGGACUGGUAUUAUCCUGGCUCCUGGAGAAAGACCUCCUGGUCCCUUGGUCCCUGCCUCCUGCCAUCCUCAGCUCCCUGUCCCACCGACCCCUUGCCCUACUUCUUUAAACCCUUGUCUCUUCUGCCCUCAGACUUUGUUCUAUUCAUGUCUUCACCAGACUCCGCAGUGUGUGUGCUCCCAGAGGGAAGCGAUGUGGGUCGGGGGCAGAAAAGAGGGAAUCCCGCUGACAUCACUGCUCAUUAGCAUGUGUGACCUCAUCAGGGGGCGGGACAAUUUCCCCAGGUGUCUGGGGGGGGGUUGUGGGGGGGUGGUAUUUAAAGGGAAAAGCUGACAGUGCUGCUGAGUGAGGGCGCGGGUGCUGCGAGUCGCGGGCUGCACACCCACACGCACACCGAUGCAUACGGACCUGGACAACGACAUGGACAUGGACACGGAAACCACAGCACUCUGCCCCAUCGGCAGCCACCAGGCCUCCCCCCCAGGGACGCCCACACCAGAAGCGGACACCACACUGCUGAAGAAGCCAGAGAAACUGUUGGCAGGGUUGGACCGGGGUGGGCCACCCCCUGCCCCAGGGGCCCCCAGACGAAGAGGCAGUAUGCCUGUCCCCUACAAGCACCAGCUGCGGAGGGCCCAGGCUGUGGAUGAACUUGACUGGCCACCUCAAGCCUUAUCCUCUGGCUCCUCUGACUCCUUGGGCUCAGGGGAGGCAGCCUCCACCCAAAAGGACGGCAUCUUCAAGGUCAUGCUGGUAGGGGAGAGCGGAGUGGGCAAGAGCACCCUAGCAGGCACUUUCGGUGGUCUCCAGGGAGACAGUGCUCAUGAGCCAGAGAACCCAGAGGACACCUAUGAGAGACGCAUCAUUGUGGAUAAAGAGGAAGUGACUCUAGUUGUUUAUGACAUCUGGGAACAGGGGGACACAGGAGGGUGGCUGCGGGACCACUGCCUUCAGACCGGGGAUGCCUUUCUCAUCGUCUUCUCAGUCACGGACAGACGAAGCUUCUCCAAAGUUCCAGAAACCCUACUUCGGCUCCGGGCUGGGAGGCCCCACCAUGACCUGCCUGUCAUCCUCGUUGGAAACAAGAGUGACCUAGCUCGCUCCCGGGAGGUCUCACUGGAGGAGGGCCGCCACCUGGCAGGGACAUUGAGCUGCAAGCACAUCGAGACGUCGGCUGCACUGCACCACAACACGCAGGAGCUGUUCGAGGGCACAGUGCGCCAGAUCAGGCUGAGGCGGGGCCGGAGCCAUGCUGGGGGCCAGCGGCCAGAAUGGGGCGGCCCGGAGGGUCCCGCGCCACCCACGCGCCGGGAGAGCCUCACCAAGAAGGCCAAGCGCUUCCUUGCUAACCUGGUGCCACGCAACGCCAAAUUCUUCAAGCAGCGCUCCAGGUCGUGUCAUGACCUCUCUGUGCUCUGAGCCACCGUCGCCAUGGUCACCGCGGUCGCCAUGGUCACCAAUCACCACUCUCUCCGCUCGCCCCCUAGCCCCGCCCCGCCCCAUCCCCGUCCGGCUUCCUUCGUGAAGACCGUCUAGGAAACCAAAAACUCCCCGGACGCCCUUUUGUGACCACGGCGGUCACCCCACACCCGCGUUCUCUGGAUAAACCCCGACCAUAGGGCGCCUAGGAGGCAAGAUGCAGACCCUGGGUGGGCGUGCUGCGGCCCGUGGGCGGGGCGGGUUCCAGCAAGGUGGAAGGAAAAUCGUUCUGCAAGGUAUUUUGUUUUUAAUUACUUCGCGUUUGACCACCUCUGCUGUAAAGAGAUUCUAAAAAAUGAGAACUGGAAAAGGGCUUUGUAGACGCCUUUACAGGGUUUUCCACCUUUGUACUCUGCGCGAAUAUGCCUCACCUUUAAGAGAGUCUUAAAGGUAAAGACACAGAGACCCUUCUUGGAGACUUCCUAAAACGUUCUGGCUCUUAUCUGCUGCACUGUCCACUUUGCCUUUAAGAAGUUCUUAAAUUCACUGGAAGUGCAAUUUUUGAUAAUUGAUUCUAUGAUUUAUCGUUACACCAUCGCACUUUCCCUUUAAGGCUAUUAAAGGUAAAGUGUGGACAGACUUUUGCCUUCAGAUGCCAGUGUGAGGAGCUGAGCGGGUGGUAACCCUCCUUUGGCCAGGACCCAGGAGGCACUAGCAAGGGGCCACCCUUCCCUUUUCAAUAAAGAAUUUUCUACUU